AUGUUCGCCUGGUGGUACUCCCCGGCUUCUGCGGAUGCAGUCUCUUGGUGGCCGUGGUCGCCACUGCAGUGGUGCUGCCAGGUUGAUGCGGACCGCAGUUCUGAGAUGGAAAUCUCGCCGUCAGAGGGCGACCACUGCGCUUCAACUACCAAGAAUAGUGCCCGACCGGUGCAACUGCCGCGUGCCGCCGACGACCAGCAAGUUGAGGGUUCGGAGGAGGAAAGUCCUGCGAAGCGAUUUGCAGAAUACGAGGGCGCAGCGAACGGUGUCUUUCACGAGUUGGUGCCGGAGUUUGCGCUUUUGCUCUCCGUACAAGAGUUUGCCCAGCUUCGCGCAACAUGCCAGCAAGUCCCAUCCAAGGCCUUCCUCCAUUUGUUGCAUCUGCCUGACCGGAGGCAAGAGUUGAUCGGGAAAGUGAAGAAAACUCGCUCCGUGGAACAAUGGUCAGAAAUUGCAAGCCGCUUCUCGGAAAGGGUGUGGGUCCCAGUCACACGAACGGAAAGCUGCCAGCCACCAUCAAUGUUUCAGCUUUGUGGAUAUUGCUGCCCUCUUCCUGGAACUGAUCAUGAUCAUGUCACCGUCGACCGAAUCUUGUUCGUCGACCGACAACAUCGCAAACCAACUACGUACAACGCAGGCCAGCGUUGA
Molecule: messenger RNA, 648 nt
Organism: Symbiodinium sp. CCMP2456
Lineage: Eukaryota; Dinophyceae; Suessiales; Symbiodiniaceae
Source: the annotation of a GenBank genome assembly